Messenger RNA from Ceraceosorus bombacis, 594 nucleotides. The record is from the annotation of a GenBank genome assembly. Lineage: Eukaryota; Fungi; Basidiomycota; Exobasidiomycetes; Ceraceosorales; Ceraceosoraceae.
AUGGCCUACACAAAUGCCAUCAAUACCGCCAUGAAGCCCAUGGAAGGAAAGAUCUCUAUGCUCUUUGAGCACAGACAAGACAACAAGGUCAUUGUUGGUGGCUGCAAAAAGGACCUCUGUGGCGUGCAUAGCAAGAUGAGUCAGCUCUCCAAAGCAACGUCAAUCAUCAAGAAAGACUUCGCAAACGCCAUCGAUACCGCCAUGAAGCCCAUGGAAGGAAAGAUCUCUACGCUCUUUGAGCAGGGACAAGACAACAAGGUCAUUGUUGGUGGCCGCAAAAAGGACCUCUGUGGCGUGCGUAGCAAGAUGAGUCAGCUCUCCAAAGCAACGUCAAUCAUCAAGAAAGACUUCGCAAAUGCCAUCAAUACCGCCAUGAAGCCCAUGGAAGGCAAGAUCUCUGCGCUCUUUGAGCAGGGAAAGCAGGCCAAAGUCAGCAUUGAUGGCCUCAAAACCAACAUCGCGACCUUGUUUGCACAGGGUCAGGCGAGCAAAAGAAGAUGGCCCCUCCAGAUCCUGAGCCUGAGAGAUCAAAUGUAUGCAUCAGCACACAUCCCCUCAUGCUUGCCUUGUACACGCGCACUAGCCCUCUUGUAA